AUGGACGACGAAGACCACCAAAACAAUUCUCCUGUCCCGACACGGCGGGACCUUGAGAGCGAGGAUUCUGAAGAUGAAGACCCCGAGAGCGAAGAAUUAGAAGAUGAGGACCUAAAGGGCGAGGAUUCUAAGGAUGAAGAAUCUGAGUAUGAGAAUUCUGAGUAUGAGGACUCUGAAGAUGGAGAUUCUGAGUAUGAAGGCCUCAACCUAGGCUUUGGGGACCUAGAUCUUGAGGACGAGAGCUCUGUAGACGAGGACCCUGACGACGAGGAUUCUGAGUAUGAGGACCUUGAGGAUGAGGAUUCUGAGGAUGAGGACUUUCCAGACCUAGACUCCGAGGAUCUAGACCUUGAAGACGAGGACCUUGGGAACGAGAAUCCUGAGGACCAGGAUUGUGAGAACAAGAAUCUUGACACGGACCGUCUCCCGUGUGAGUUCUGUGAGAAGUGGCCAAAUGUGCUUGUUCACGAGGCUACCAAAAGUAACGAUAACGAGGAAGCUAUCAUACUUCCUUACGUUGCCGAGAACUGGCAUGGGGAUCCACGACUCGUAUUCCAUGGAAGCUGUUCGACGUGCGCCGAUGCCAUCGAUGAGGACGAUGACGAGUUGUGUGAUUUCUGUAGACAUCUCCGCCUCAGACAUCUCUUGCUCUGCAACAACCAUAUUUUCAGUUAUUGGACGGGUAUGGGGGCGUGCAUGGGCACUGUCAAAGAGGUCUACGACCGCAAAUAUGAGGAAGAUUGCUCUAUGUGCGGCCUCAUCACCAGGGUCAUAUCUUACCUUGAGGCUCAAGACAUGGCGGUCGAAGAUGCGCGUAAAGCAGAUCAGCAGCCAUCUAUUCUUGGAAAGAAGGUUGACUGGAACCAAGUCAAGAGCUGGCUUGAGGAAUGCCGACGCGCCCACAGGCCGUGUAACUCCGACAUAACUGGAUUCUGGGACCGCAGAUUUCGCGUCAUUGAUGUCCAUAAGAGAAUGGUCACAAGAUUGCCGUCUCGCCGAUGCAAGUUCGUGGCUUUAAGCUACGUCUGGGGCACCGGACCGGAAAAUGAAAAGGCACAGUUGACAAAAGAAUCCAUCAAGAUGUUUGAGAAACCUGGAGGUCUAGAUGAUCUUCCUGCAACCAUCCAAGACGCCAUGAAAGUAUGCGUUGAACUCGGGGAGAGGUUCCUCUGGGUCGACCGUCUCUGCAUCAUCCAAGACUCUGACUCGGACAAACUGCAUCAACUGAAGCUGAUGGGGCAGAUCUACUCUUCCGCAGACUUUGUCAUUGUCGCGGCAUGUGUUAACGGGGCUAAAGAUGGACUUCGAGGAGUUAGCAGACCCCGCGCCCAAAGUCAAUUUCAAGCACGUGUCCUUGAAUUUGAGGUUACGCGCCUCCUUCCAGAACUCGAGAAGGCCCUUAGACGGUCCAAAUGGGGUAGCCGCGGCUGGACCUAUCAGGAAGCUAUCUUGGCGAAGAAAAAGCUCUAUUUCACACCAAGUGAAGUAUGGUUUGUGUGCCAAGAUGGAGGCCACCGUGAAGAUCAGUAUGGCACAGAAGAGCGUUUGAAACCCGGUUCUACAGAACUUCACUCGACAUUGCGUCUGGGCUCAGGCUUUGGGAGCUAUGUUAGCCUCGCCAGCCAGUACGCUAGCCGAGCCUUUACGAACCAAUCUGACAUCUAUAAUGCCUUUGGCGGAAUCCAGAACAUGCUAUAUCCAGACACGAGAGUUAUCUAUGGCUUACCGGAGCGCGAUUUCGACGAAGCGCUUCUCUGGAGUGUUCCAGAUGAUUCCGUGCGCCCAAUACUUCGUAGAGCACAAGGGGCAAUACUUCCGAGUUGGUCAUGGACAUCCAUCAAAAGCCAAAUCGAGUAUGGCGAUGAGAACUUGGGAUCGCCGUGGUUCCCAUUGGUGAGGUGGGCCUUUUCUGAUGAAGGGACUAUUCGCAGUAUCAACAGCGUCUACUACGAAUACUGGCCGGAUGAAUAUGCUCGAACAUUUCUUGCGAUUGCCUGGACUGCGGGCUGCAUUGAAGCCGAAUGCCCCUUCCAAUUUGGAGAAAUGGACGAAUACUGGGAAGAUGAAAUCCCGUUCACUGUUUCACGAAAAGAUCUCGAAAAACGCUGGCCCAAACCGCAUCAUUUUUUCGAAGAGGUCAGCCUCAGCCCAGCCUCUAGCGGUCAUUACGAUGAGUCUAGGGUUUGGAAAAUUGCUUCUCACGACGACGAUAUCAUGAAGAACCUACAACAUCCUGGCGUGAUUUUCACUCGUGCUCAGACCGCGCACUUCAAUGUGGGGAUUACUCCAUGGGAAAGAGAAUGGUCUAUCGAUGACGCUGGGACGCUCUUGAACUUCAAGGAAUUCAAAUUGCCACUCCGGAUUGUGUUGAACUCCAACCGCCACCUGUUCUGA
This is a messenger RNA of Lasiodiplodia theobromae, 2394 nucleotides long. RefSeq names its product Heterokaryon incompatibility protein. The transcript has 3 exons. The coding region runs from base 1 to 2394 and encodes 797 amino acids. The record is from RefSeq and is a predicted model, not a curated record. NCBI's taxonomy places the organism in Eukaryota, Fungi, Ascomycota, Dothideomycetes, Botryosphaeriales, Botryosphaeriaceae.